UCAGGCGGUACGGGCGGGCUGGGUCACUCGGAGCCGGGCGGCGGCGGCUGCAGGUGUUGGUGUGAAAUCCUCACCCUCUCUCUGCGUUGGCACUUCCAGACCCUUCCUGGACUUCCAAACAUUCUCCAGGGAUCGCAUGGUGGGAAGGUCCAGGGCUUAUGCAAAGAGACCAUGACCACUGAUGAGACCACCAAGAGCGAAGGGGAGGUGCAGGCGGCAGCUCUCGCUGAGCAUGGGGAGGACAUCACACCGGCUCAAGACCGAGGGGUCCUGAAGAUCAUUAAACGGCCUGGGGAUGAAGAUGAGUCCCCCAUGAUUGGGGACAAGGUUUAUGUCCACUACAAAGGCAAACUGGCCAGUGGUAAAAAAUUUGACUCCAGCCGCGAUCGGAACGAGCCCUUUGUCUUCAGCCUCGGCAAGGGUCAGGUAAUCAAGGCAUGGGACAUCGGGGUGGCUACCAUGAAGAAGGGAGAGAUCUGCUACUUGCUGUGCAAACCCGAGUAUGCAUACGGCUCUGCUGGCAGCGCCCCCAAAAUCCCCUCCAACGCCACCCUCUUGUUUGAGGUUGAGCUGCUUGACUUCAAAGGUGAGGACUUGUUUGAGGAUGGAGGGAUAAUCCGGAGGAUCAAGAGGAAGGGAGAAGGUUACUCCAACCCUAAUGAAGGUGCUACAGUAGAAAUUCAUCUGGAGGGAUUCUGUGGUGGCACCAGGUUCGACUGCAAGGAUGUGAAGUUCAUUGUGGGUGAAGGGGAGGACCACGACAUCCCCAUCGGCAUUGACAAAGCCCUGGAGAAGAUGCAGAGGGGAGAGCACUGCAUCCUCUACCUCGCGCCACGGUACGGCUUUGGCGAGGCAGGGAAGCCGAAAUACGGCAUCCAGGGGAACAUGGAGCUGGUCUACGAGGUCACACUGAAAAGCUUCGAGAAGGCCAAAGAGUCGUGGGAGAUGGACACAAAAGAGAAGCUGGAGCAGGCUGCUGUUGUCAAGGAGAAAGGCACGAUGUACUUCAAGGAAGGCAAAUACCUGCAGGCAGUGAUUCAGUAUGGGAAGAUCGUGUCCUGGCUGGAAAUGGAGUAUGGCCUCUCUGAAAAAGAGUCGAAAGCCUCCGACUCCUUCCUCCUGGCUGCCUUCCUCAACCUGGCCAUGUGCUACCUGAAGCUGCGGGAGUACACCAAAGCUGUGGAGUGCUGUGAUAAGGCACUGGGACUGGACCAGGACAACGAGAAGGGUUUGUACCGAAGGGGCGAAGCCAGGUUAUUGAUGAACGAGUUUGAGCUUGCAAAAUGUGACUUUCAGAAAGUGCUGGAAGUGAAUCCACAGAACAAAGCAGCAAAAUCCCAGAUCUCCGUGUGCCAGAAGAAAACAAAGGAACACAAUGAGCGGGACCGGAGGAUCUACGCCAACAUGUUCACGAAGUUUGCAGAGAGGGAUGCCAAGGAAGCAGCUAGCAAAACCCGGGUCGAAAACGUAGCAGAGAGAGCAGCUUGUGAAAUGGGAUCAAAAACUGGUGCUGAAGGUGAAGAUGCUGCAGGACAUGUAUGAUGGAGGAGGAGGGGAAGGGAGAGCCUCCUGCCAUAGAAGAAGGUUGCUGUCAGACCUCAGGACUCGCCAGUGUUUUCUUGUAAAGAUUGUUACAGUUUGUGUGAUCGUGGAAGCAAAAAGGCACCUUGCAAAGGAAAAUCUGAACCCUGUCCCACCGCCCUGGGCCGAGCGGGACACUGUGGGACCACCACACAUGGAACAAAGAGCGUGGAAAUGGAGAGAAAGACAAAACCAUCAUCAUCAUAAUAAAAAUUGAAACUCUUGCCUCUUGGGAGGUUUCCAUAGACAGCUCGUCCCGGCUCCUUUGGCUUCGUGUCGGCUGUCGGUGCAGCAUCCUGGGUCUGCCUGGGACUGGGAUGUGGGAGAUGCUCUCUGUACACUGCAAUGCUGCCUCUGGUUUCAUCUGGCACAGGAUAGUGCUGCUGGUGCCAGUGAGGGGAAUGCUGCUGGCAGAGGCACGGGUGGCACCCAGCUCCCCACAGCACCUGGUGGUUUGACACCUGGGGGUACUCACUGGGGUGGGCACAGAAUGGGUUUUCUCUCCUGGUGAUUUCUUGUGUGUGGCCAAAAGUGUUGCAGUGUGAAGCCAGGGAUGAGCCUGAGGACCUGCAUCCCCUCCAUUGCAGCCACUUGGUGAUAGGAUGUAGCUUGCCUUUAACAGGGGGUUUGGUGAACAUUUUAUCCUUUGAAGAAGCCAGUUUCUGUGUCCUUGGAGAGUAAAACCUGUCCAGCUGCACUGCUCGCAGGCAACCAAUCCGUGGCUUGCAGCACCCAUCUGUAAGUGAUUUUAUUGCUGAUUUGGGCUCCAUACAGGGGAAGAAAAGAGCAGGGGUUGACACGUUGUUGGAUCCGGGCUGGGACCAUGCGUUCACAGCUCGCUGCUGUGGUGAGGGAGGCCUGGGGCACAUCGUGUCUUUGCACCAGUGCUGCUGCCACCUCGGCCAUGGUCACCCUACAUCCUAAAGGGAUGCUUCAGAACAGCUUUAGUUUUCUGUCUGUUCUUUGUAAAGCCCCUUUUGGAGCUUAAAAAUAAAACAAUAAAAGAAAAGAACAAA
Messenger RNA from Melopsittacus undulatus (budgerigar), 2597 nucleotides. RefSeq names its product FKBP prolyl isomerase 5 (gene FKBP5). Gene Ontology annotation, molecular function: protein binding; peptidyl-prolyl cis-trans isomerase activity. The record is from RefSeq and is a predicted model, not a curated record. NCBI's taxonomy places the organism in Eukaryota, Metazoa, Chordata, Aves, Psittaciformes, Psittaculidae. The coding region runs from base 172 to 1542 and encodes 456 amino acids. The transcript has 12 exons.